CCGCGCCUCGGCUACUGCCAGUGGUCGCGCACCUGCUGCCCUCGCCCGGCCCGGGGCGCUGCUGCCAUGCCGCUGGCGCUGCUCUGGGCCCUGGGGCUCCUGGGCGCGGGCAGCCCGCGGCCCUCUCCGCCGCUCCCAAACACAGGUGGCACUGAGGAGCAGCAGACCAGACCAGAAAAGGUCCUGAGUGGGUCCUUAGAGCACCAAGUCCUUCAAGACAACCCUCCAGUUCCCCCAGCAGAGGUGCUUCCGACCAGUUCACCUGAAGCCCUGAGAAUUCAGUUGGAGCUGGAUGGUGAGAAUCAUAUCAUAGAGCUGCUACCAAAUAGGGAUUUGGUCCCAGGCCGCCCAACCCUGGUGCGGUACCAGCCUGAUGGUACUCGGGUUGUCAGUGAGGGGCACACUCUGGAAAAUUGCUGUUAUCAGGGAGGCGUGCAGGGCCAUGCCCGCUCCUGGGUCUCCAUCUGCACCUGCUCCGGGCUCAGGGGGCUGGUGGUCCUGUCUCCAGAGAGAAGCUAUGCCGUGGAUCUGGGGCCGGGGGACCUUCAGGGUUCUCCCAUUAUCUCUCGUAUCCAAGAUAACCUCCUGCCACACCACUCCUGUGCCCUGCGCCGACAUGUCCCUAUGCCCACUCAGGCUUCACCAGAUCUCCCUCUGGGACAGCACCAUCUUCACCGGCGGAAGCGGGACGUGAUAACGGAGAGCAAGAUUGUGGAGCUGGUGAUUGUGGCCGAUCAUUCCGAGGUCAGGAGGUACCCCGACUUCCAACGCCUGCUAAACCGCUCACUAGAAGUGGCCCUCCUCCUAGACACGUUCUUCCGGCCCCUGAAUGUGCGGGUGGUACUAGUAGGCCUGGAGGCCUGGACCCAGCGUGACCUGGUGGAGAUAGUCCAGAACCCAGCUGUCACACUGGAAAACUUCCUCCACUGGCGCAGGGCGAACUUGCUGCCUCGAUUACCGCACGACAGCGCCCAGCUGGUGACUGAUACUUUCUUCUCUGGGCCUACGGUGGGCAUGGCCAUCCAGAACUCCAUCUGUUCUCCGGACUUCUCAGGAGGUGUGAACAUGGACCAUUCGGCAAGCAUCGUGGGGGUUGCCUCUUCCAUAGCCCAUGAGCUGGGCCACAGCCUAGGCCUGGAUCAUGACUCGCCUGGGAGAAGCUGCCCCUGUCCAGGUCCAGCUCCAUCCAAGAGCUGCAUCAUGGAGGCCUCCACAGACUUCCUACCAGGCCUGAACUUCAGCAACUGCAGCCGACAGGCCCUGGAGAAAGCCCUCCUGGACGGGAUGGGCAGCUGUCUCUUUGAACGACUGUCCAACCUACCAGCUAUGUCCUCUUCGUGUGGAAAUAUGUUCGUGGAUCCGCAUGAGCAGUGUGACUGUGGCUUUCCGGAUUCCUGCACUGAUCCCUGCUGUGAUGCCUUCACCUGCCAGCUGAGGCCAGGGGCACAAUGUGCAUCUGAUGGACCCUGUUGUCAAAACUGCCAGCUGCGCCCAGCUGGCUGGCAGUGCCGCCCUCCCAGAGGUGACUGUGACCUGCCCGAGUUCUGCUCAGGAGAUAGUGCCCAGUGCCCUGCUGAUGUCAGCCUGGGGGACGGUGAGCCCUGUGCUGGUGGACAGGCUGUGUGUAUGCACGGGCGCUGCGCCUCUUAUACGCAGCAGUGCCGGUCUCUGUGGGGACCCGAGGCCCAGCCUGCUGCCCCAUUUUGCCUCCAUACAGCCAACACUCGGGGCAAUGCCUUUGGGAACUGUGGACGCAGCCCCAAUGGCAGCUAUAUCCCCUGCACAUCUAGAGAUGCCAUGUGUGGGCAGCUGCAGUGCCAGGGGGGUAGAGCCCAGCCUCUGCUGGGCUUAGCCCAAGGUUUGCGCUGGGAGACCCUGGCAGUCAAUGGGACACAGCUGAACUGCAGCUGGGUGCAUCUGGACCUGGGCAAUGAUGUGGCCCAACCCCUCCUGGCUCUGCCUGGCACUGCCUGUGGCCCUGGCCUGGUGUGCAUAGACCAUCGAUGCCAGCCUGUGGAUCUUCUGGGAGCACAGGAAUGUCGAAGCAGAUGCCACGGGCAUGGGGUCUGCGACAGCAACAGGCGCUGCCACUGUGAGGAGGGCUGGGCGCCCCCUGAUUGCAUCACCCAGCUCCGAGCAACCAGCUCCCUCACCACCGGCCUGCUCCUCAGUCUCCUGCUAUUGUUGGUCCUCCUGUUACUUGGUGCCAGCUACUGGUACCGUGCUCGCCUGCAGCAGCGACUAUGCCAGCUCAAGGGAACCAGCUGCCAGUACAGGGCAGCCCAAUCCGGCCCCAGUGAACGGCCAGGACCUUCACAGAGGCCCCAGAUGAUGCCAAACAUUAAGCAGGCUAGUGCUCUUGGCUUCCCGGCCCCCCCUUCCAGGCCGCUGCCGCCUGACCCCGUGCCUAAGAAACUCCAGGCUGCACUGGCUGACCGACCCAACCCCCCCACCCGCCCUCUGCCCGCUGACCCCGUGGUGAGGCACCCGAAGUCUCAGGGACCUGCUAAGCCCCCCCCACCAAGGAAGCCACUGCCUGCAGAUCCCCAGGGCAGGAGGCCGUCACGUGACCUGCCUGGCUCAGGAGCUGGGAUCAUACCGCUGGUGGUACCCUCCAGACCGGCACCCCCACCCCCAGCACUAUCCUCGCUCUACCUCUGACCUCUCCUGAGGUUUUGCUGUUGCCAGCCAAGAUUUAGGACUUAAAGAAGCAGAAUCCCUGCUGGAGUUCCCCCAAAAUGACUGAAGGAACAGGAUCCUAGUCAUUGAAGUGCCUGCCCAAUGUUAAGGAACCAGGCCCUGCCAGGCACUGUCAAGCAGCAUCCUGGGGACAGGUCAACAUGGACUCAACUCAGUCUUGGGGAAAGGCUGGGGAUGGAUGGGACUGAGAGGCGCAUACAGUCUGCCUCUGCUCUCCUACAAUAAACGUGAGACUUGUGUG
This is a messenger RNA of Dipodomys ordii (Ord's kangaroo rat), 2941 nucleotides long. It is a transcript of the gene Adam15, whose product is annotated as ADAM metallopeptidase domain 15. The transcript has 23 exons. Gene Ontology annotation, molecular function: metalloendopeptidase activity; integrin binding. Gene Ontology annotation, biological process: innate immune response; proteolysis; integrin-mediated signaling pathway. Bases 67 to 2661 code for a protein of 864 amino acids. The record is from RefSeq and is a predicted model, not a curated record. NCBI's taxonomy places the organism in Eukaryota, Metazoa, Chordata, Mammalia, Rodentia, Heteromyidae.